CGGGUAACCAACCCCGGUGGAAACUUUGGUCGUAUGCUGACUGGGAAGGGGGAACGUACGCGGCUGUUUCCUCAUGUUAGGGGCGGCGUACAACAGCGUCUGACCCGGAGCGGGCGGCUGAAUCAUGAAACGCGGUGUCUCGUCAGCUAAAUCUAAGACGGCAACCCCGUCGCGAGACUAGCCAUCGCCACCCUAGUAAGGUAGCAUGGCAAAAACACUUUACUACGAAUAAUCAAGAAGAAGAAACGGACCGGAUCAAUCGGCAACGACCUAGGCGACGAAAAAAGGACACUGAUUGGAAACUCGGAACAUGGAACUGUAGAUCGCUGAACAUCCCGGGUGGCGACAGGAUCCUACUGGAUCAGUUGGAACCCCGUCACUUCAGCAUCGUAGCGCUGCAGGAACUUUGUCGGAAAGGAGAAACUGUACGGAGGAUGUGUGGCCACAGGGCCCAGUACUACCAGAGCGGCGGCACAACAAAUGAGCGGGGUACCGGCUUUAUUGUGUUAGGCAAGAUGCAAAGUCGUGUGAUCAAGUGGCAGGCGAUCAUCGACAGGAUGUGUGUAUUGAGAAUUAAAGGCCGGUUCUACAAUUACUCCAUCAUCAAUAUGCACUGCCCGCACGAAGGAAGACCCGAUGGCGAAAAGGAAGCCUUCUACGCGCAGCUGGAGGACGUCUACGACGGCUGCUCGCAGCGGGACAUCAAGAUCGUCAUCGGGGGUAUGAACGCUCAAAUCGGAAGGGAAGACUUGUAUAAACCGGUGAUCGGACACGAAAGUCUGCACACCGAAACGAACAACAACGGCCAAAGAUGUGUCAACUUUGCAGCUUCCCGAGGAAUGGUAGUCCGAAGUACAUUUUUCCCCCGCAAGGACAUCCACAAAGCCACUUGGAAAUCACCUGACCAACAAACAACGAACCAAAUUGACCAUGUGCUCAUCGAAGGACGAUUUUUCUCGGACAUCACCAACAUACGCACAUACCGAGGUGUGGACAUUGACUCGGACCACUACUUAGUGGCGGUUUGUAUGAACUCAAAACUGUCGACUGUCUACCAGCCACGACAGAGCCGAUCCCCGCGGCUCAACAUCAAGCAGCUACGGGACCCGCAAGCUGCCGAAGUCUACGCACAACAGCUUGAAGCGGCACUACCCACGGCAGAGGAGCUCGGCGCAGCUUCUCUCGAGAAUGGCUGGACCAUGAUCCGCACGGCCAUUAGGGAAUCCGCGACAACGACACUAGGAACAGAGGCGCCGAGUGUCAGAAACGACUGGUAUGAUGGGGAAUGCCAGGCAGCGGUGUCAGAGAAAAACCGGACCUGGGUAAAUUACCUGAGAGUAAGGACGAGAGAGAACCUGGUCAAAUAUAGACGGGCAAGGAACGACAUGACCACGAUCCUGAGGCGUAAAAAGCGCCAGCAAGAGGAUCGUGACCAUGAAGAGCUAGAAGAGCUGUUCACUGCUAAUGAGACGCGAAAGGUCUACGAAAAGGUUAACCAAUCCCGUAAAGGCUAUGUGCCGCGAGCCGACUUUUGCAAGGAUAUGGCAGGUAACCUCAUCACGAACGACAGCGAGGUGGUCGACAGGUGGAAGCAGCACUUCGAUGAACAUCUGAAUGGCGAUGCAACAAACGGAAGCGGAACUGGAACGGACCUGGGAGUGCCAGCAGUAGAUGACCGGGUAUUAGCCCCCGAUCUCCACGAAAUUCAGCGGGAGAUUGGGAGGCUGAAGAACAACAAAGCCACCGGCAAAGACGGCCUGCCGGGCGAGCUCUACAAACAUGGUAAAGAAACGCUUGCUAGAGAACUACACUGGGUCAUUUCCAAGAUCUGGGAAGAGGAAAAACUGCCGGAAUAGUGGAUGGAGGGAGUCGUCUGCCCCAUCUAUAAGAAAGGCGACAAGCUGGAGUGCUGCAAUUAUCGUGGCAUUACGCUUGUCAACGCUGCAUAUAAAAUACUCUCCCAAGUUCUAUUCCAACGUCUAACACCUUUAACAAGGAGGUUCGUGUGGCAGUACCAGGCGGGUUUCAUGGGAGCCCGUGCAACCACGGACCAAAUUUUUUCAAUCCGACAGAUUUUACAAAAAUGUCGUGAGUACAACGCAUCACAUUUUUAUCGACUUCAAGGCAGCCUAUGAUACAGUUGAUCGAGAACAGCUAUGGCAGAUCAUGCACGAGAACGAGGAUAUCUUCCCGGAUAAACUGACGCGGCUGAUCAAGGCUACCAUGAACCGUGUGAUAUGUUACGUGCGUGUCUCGGGGAUGCUCUCGAGUCCCUUCGAGUCAUGCCGAGGAUUGAGACAAGGUGAUGGACUUUCUUGUUUGCUUUUUAACAUCGCCCUCGAAGGUGUUAUACGAAGAGCGGGCAUCGACACGAGUGGUACGAUUUUUACGAAACGGGUUCAGCUUAACGGCUUCGCUGAUGACUUCGACAUAAUAGCACGAAACUUUGCGACGGUGGAGGAAACCUACACCAGACUGAAAGCGGAAGCUAAGCGCAUUGGACUGCUGAUCAAUGCGUCGAAAACUAAGUAUAUGAAGGGAAGAGGCUCCAAGGAGAACAAUGUCAGCCUCCCACCCCGGAUCACCGUAGACGGCGAUGAGCUUGAGGUGGUAGACGAGUUCGUGUACUUAAGAUCGCUGGUGACCGCUGACAACAACACCAGCAAGGAGAUCCGGAGACGCAUUCAAGCGGGAAAUCGUGCCUACUUUGCACUUCGUAAGACAAUGAGAUCCAAUCGAUUGCGCCGCCGUACAAAGUUGAAACUGUACAAAACACUAGUUAGACCGGUAGUCCUCUAUGGGCUAGAGACGACAACACUGCUCUCAGAGGACCUUAACGCCCUUGGAGUUUUCGAACGGAAGGUGCUGCGAACCAUCUACGGUGGAGUACAGACUGAAGACGGAGAAUGGCGUAGACGCAUGAACCAUGAGCUGCACGCGCUGCUAGGAGAGAUCCCCAUUGCACAUCUGAUCAAAGUUAACAGAUUGCGAUGGGCCGGACACGUCGCAAGGAUGCCGGACGACAACCCGGUUAAAACGACCCUUUUCAGUAACCCCUCCGGCACCAGAAACAGAGGAGCACAGCGUACACGAUGGCUUGAUCAGAUUGAAAGUGACCUACGAGUGAUAAGACGCCUGGGAGCAUGGCGCCAUACAGCCCAGAACCGAGUUGAAUGGAGACGACUUCUUGAUACAGCACGAGCCACCCCGGCUCUAGCCUGCUAGGUAAGCGUUCAUCCGGCACAGCUUCCGAGAAGGGUGUCCUGAAAAGAAGCAGAGAAAAAAGCACACAAGACAAUGCCAGAACCUGUAACCCUGGUUCUCAAAAUUCCAUUUCCUGUGGUGGCGAAGGAAAACAUUUCGUUCGCAAAGAAAAGAAGGAGGGAAUGAGGUCAAGCGUGAGAAACCAUUCAGUUGAGCGUGUAAUAAAUUCUACGGAUUUUUCUUGGUUCUUCCCAGCAGGACUAUACCAAGCAUUCGCCGGUGAUGAUUCAGUUUACUACACUAGUUCGUUGCUUUCUUUGCUAACUGCUUCUACUUUGGAGACGGAAGCAACUGGCUAUACGUAAACUUAUCAUAUCGGUCCAGAUUGGCGAAGGCGGAGUAGAUAAAAUUGCCUAGACGUUUAUCGAACAAAGUGGUUUCGAUCCCGGUACUAACGAGAAAUAAAAUCUGUCUAGGAAAUUUGAUGAACAAAAUAAUUCACAUGACAGUCGGGAAAGUUGCUCACAGAACAUUACCAAGAAACCUGAAUGAUGAAUUAUAGAAUUAUGUUUACGUAUGUAUCCACUUAGGUUAUUAUAUUUCAAAUGAAGCUUGUACAAAUGCAGAAAACGCAACUUACCAUACUUCAGCAUCGCUACAAAUCUUUGAUGAUAAAAUAGAUAUUGUUUUCUCGAUUAAAUGUUUUUUUUUUUCAAUAUAGCAAACUCAAAAAACCGAGUGAAAUUAAUGUUCAUUCAGCAAAGCUUGUGUCUCCUAAAAUCUUACUUAAAGUUUGUUCUACUACUGAGAGCAGUUUAAUGAGCAUGGCUAGUAAAAACACAGACAGAAGAAAAGCAGCGGAGAAUUGUGUGUCUAGAGUAGCUGAAUUCACUGUGUACUUGUUAUAGAGAAAAGAUGCAUUUGAUGAGGGUGCUGAAGAAUAGUUUUCUGUUUGGCACAGGGUAAAGUCCAAUCUGAAAAAGUUUCGUAGUAUACAAUACAGUUUAAUUCGGAAUACAGCUGAUUUUUGAACAACUUUGCAAUGUACAGCAGGAUGUUGAUUUUAUCAUUCUAUCAUUAGAGCAGUAUUCAACAGAAAAACAAAAUCUAAAGUUUCAUGGAACUUUUGCAACCUAAGAAGAAAUAGUCUUGAAGAACGGUGCAUAAUAUCAUUCAACAGUCUCUAAUGAAAUUUUACAGUUUGAAAUACCUAAUACACUAAGGUCGCUUUUUACGCGGUUUUUUUUUACGCAAAUUCCGGAAUUUACGCGGUUUUUUACGCGGAAUCCGGAAUUUACGCGGUUUUUUUAUACGCGGAUUCCAGAAUUUACGCGGUUUUUUAUACGCGGAUUCCGGAAUUUACGCGGUAUUUUUUGUGCGGAUUUCGGUUUCCCUUCACUCGGAAUGCAAAAUUAACGCUGGUUUUUUUUUACGCGGAUUUUUUUUACGCGGAUUCCGGAAUUUACGCAGUAUUUUACGCGGCAUGUA
Messenger RNA from Wyeomyia smithii (pitcher-plant mosquito), 4692 nucleotides. RefSeq names its product craniofacial development protein 2-like. The record is from RefSeq and is a predicted model, not a curated record. The transcript is spliced from 2 exons. Lineage: Eukaryota; Metazoa; Arthropoda; Insecta; Diptera; Culicidae. The coding region runs from base 435 to 1856 and encodes 473 amino acids.